Molecule: messenger RNA, 4044 nt
Organism: Pogoniulus pusillus (Red-fronted tinkerbird)
Lineage: Eukaryota; Metazoa; Chordata; Aves; Piciformes; Lybiidae
Gene: APLNR
Product: apelin receptor
Exons: 1
Coding region: 2693-3808 (371 amino acids)
Biological process (GO): brain development; G protein-coupled receptor signaling pathway; positive regulation of cytosolic calcium ion concentration
Cellular component (GO): membrane; external side of plasma membrane
Molecular function (GO): C-C chemokine receptor activity; C-C chemokine binding
Source: RefSeq, a predicted model, not a curated record
AGCUAGAAGUGCCACCUGCAUGGCUUUCUGGGGCACCCAUGGGUGCUGCCUGGGUGCAAGUGGUCUGGAAAUACCCCUCUGGGUGCCUCCUUCUGUAGGUGCCCACAGAGGGCCGUGUGCACAGAUCUGGGCAUCUUUUUACACACAUAGACCCUUCCAACAUCCCCUGCUGGCACCCAUCAGCCCCAUGGUUCCAUGUCUGGGCAUGCAAACUGCAUGUACAUCUACCAGUGUGUGCUUGCACCCCCUUUUCUUGCCUUCACCCCUCUGCAGAAACACCUUCUGGCAUCUCCCACCCACACCUCUGCCCUCAUGUGCCAACCACACCCACUCUGGCACCACACAUGCUUCUGGCCCUUUCUCCCUACCCACUAUCUUCUUUCUGGGUUCACCCCAAGCUGGAUCAGGAACAGAUGCCACCUAGCUCCAGCCUUCUGCCCCUGCUUGAAGGUGCUUUGCCACCGUGCCAGCUCUACCCCCCACCUGGGUUCUUGCCUGAGUUGUGAGUGGACCUGCCCCAGAAGCUGUCUGAGGACAUCUUACCCCCUGGAACGUGGCUGAUUUUCCUGGCAGAGCCUGUUAGAAAGGCAAAGGGGAGGGGGAGAUGACAGCCACUUGCCCCCCACACACAGCCCCUUGCAGAGCCCCAUGCCCCCUGUACUCCCCUCCCCAUGCUUCACAGAUAACAGUGCUCGUUAUCAGCCCCGUGCUGAUAACAUUGCUGCUCUCCCUAUGCUUCCAGGCACUUCGCCCACCCCUGUCCCUGCCCCACCACUCCAGGCGGGGCUCCGGCUGGCCCCAUUUGUCAGCCCGGAGCCAGGGGCUUCACUGGCACCCUGCGACAACACUCUGCAUUCUGCAGGUGCCAAGGGAUGACCCUGCAGACCCUUGGCAUCCCCAAUAGCUUCCUGGUGGGGCUGGAGUGGUUUUGACCUGCUCUGUGCCACCCACAGGGCACAGGAGCAGUUGGCAUGGUUGGGCACAGAGCUCUCCUGCUGCAGCUGCUCAGCGAGGCUGUGGCUGCGCCGGCGUUUAUCAGUUGCCUGGUUUGUAUCCCGUUGAUGCCCUCUCCAUCAGGCUGUGCCUGUCCCUGCCUUCGCCCCCCUCGCACGGGCUCUGCGCGUUCCCCAGCUAUUGAUCGUGUCAGGUUUGAUCAGAUUUUAGUUUCCAUUCCUCGCAGGCAGGGGCCCCUCACUGUGGGCAUCUUUGCACCCCUGCCCCAGUGCCCCUCAUCUCCACUGCUUUAGAGCCAAUUUGCUCUCCCGUGGGCAGGCUUUGGGUGCCUGGUUUGGUGACUGUCACACCCACCCCCCUGACCCCCUGCCGCUCCUCUCCUUUGGUUGUUGUAGCUUUGGAGACCACUUCGAGCUCACCUCCCUGUACCAGCCACCGAUUUAAGCUCCCUCACAUCUUCACGCCACUUUUCCCGGGAUAAGAGUCCCAGUGCACCAGUGAAGAGGUGCCAGCUGUGCCCCGCACCCCAGCCCCACUUCUCUCACUGCCAGCGUUUGACUCUCUCCUCACCAUCUCCAUAGCCCUCUCCUCACGAUUUCCCUGUUACAACAGCGAACAGCUUCAGUCCGUGCCCAGCCCAAGCGCCCCUGCUUUUCGCCCAGCCCCUGCCCCGGGGCGCUGCAGACUUUGCCAGACACUAACUUCUCCGGGAGCUUUUCCCCAGACCCGUGGUUCUGAGAACUCAGCCCCGUCGUCGCGGGAACUCUUCAGCUCAACUGCCUCCUACCCCCUAUCCCAACCCAGGAGUUAAUUUCUGGGGCGAUUUCUCUCUCUCUCUCUCUCUGAGUUUUGCCGCCGCCUCCGCUGCUGCCUUCUGCUCCUUUGCGAACACAGAGCCAUCGCAGAGCAACGAGGUCUCCCCCCGCAUCGCCUAGGGUUCCUUAGCAGAAGGUGCCAUAAAAUGGUCGUUUUGUGGGCUGGGGACAGGGAUCCUGGAGCUUCCCAAUCCUUGACUUUCGGUAAGCGCAGAAAGGAGGGAAAAAUGGGGCUCCGCAGCUGGGAACCUCCCCGCAGCCGCCGCUGCAGAAACAACACUCUGGAAGCAAAAUGCAAAACGCCAAAUGCCGAAGAGUGCCAAAUGCACACACCCCCUCCAGGUGCCAAAUGCACACACACACACACACACCAGGUGCCAAAUGCAACCCUCCCAAAUGCCAAACGCCAAAUGCAACCCUCCCCGGGUGCCAGUCCGACGCUGCAAAUGUCAAAUGCAAGCCCUGGGCGCAGCGUUUGCAUCCCGAGGUGAAACUCCGAAUGCAAAUCGGACCCGCCGGGUGCUGGACCCCCGGAGACAGGUCCGUAAAGCCCCCCCCGCCCCACCCUGAGCGAAAGUACCGCAGUCAGGCACGGCUCGGGGUGAUGGAAGCCCCCGGAGGUGGCUCAGGGUGGCUGACCCCCGUCGGGGGCAAGGAGGGGCCGAGGGCUCUUGCAGGAGCUGACUGCUGACACCUGGGUGAGAGCUGCCAACACCCCUGGGAAGGAGCAGAUGGAGGGGGGGGAGCUGUGAAAUUUCCCACGGGGGCUCCCCCCCAUCCUGUCCAUCCCCUCAAGGAGGAGGGCGGAGUCGGAGGAAGGGGAGGUAACGCGGUGGGACCCGCGGGGCUGGGCUCAGAGGCCGGAGCUGCUGCUGGGCCCGGGAUGAGCUGAGCUGAGCCAGGCUGAGCCCGUGGCCGGCGGCAUGGAGGAGACGGCAGCGGACGCCUACACCUACGGGGACAACGACACUGACUGCGAGUAUGCGGAGUGGGGCACCUCGCUGUCCCUGCUGCCCGCCAUCUACUUGCUGGUCUUCCUGCUGGGCACGGCGGGCAACGGGCUGGUCCUCUGGACCGUCUUCAAGGGCGGCCGCGACCGCCGGCGCUCGGCCGACACCUUUAUCGCCAACUUGGCCGCCGCCGACCUCACCUUCGUGGCCACUCUGCCGCUGUGGGCUGCCUAUGCCUGGCUGGGCUACCACUGGCCCUUUGGCACAGCCGCCUGCAAGGUCAGCAGUUACCUGGUCUUCGUCAACAUGUAUGCCAGCGUCUUCUGCCUGACGGGGCUGAGCUUCGACCGCUACCUGGCCAUCGUGCGGCCGCUGGCCACUGCCAAGCUGCGCUCACGGGUCAGCGGGCUGGUGGCCACCGUGGCCCUGUGGGCACUGGCAGCCCUGCUGGCCCUGCCGGCCCUGGUGCUGCGGCGAGCAGCCGCCCUCGGUGGGGACACCAAGAUAACCUGCUACAUGGACUACGGGGGUCUGGCUGCCCCGGGGACGGAGGGCGCCUGGGAGGUGGGGUUGGGGCUCUCCUCCACCGCCCUGGGCUUCGUGGCCCCCUUCGCCAUCAUGCUGACCUGCUACUUCUUCAUUGCCCGCACCGUGGCCAGCCACUUCCACCGGGAGCGGGCCGAGGGGCCCCGCAAGCGUAAGCGCCUCCUCACCAUCAUCACCGUGCUGGUGGCUGCCUUCGGGGGCUGCUGGCUGCCCUUCCACCUGGUGAAGACCCUCUACGUGCUGAUGGACCUGGAGGUGCUGCCGUGGUCCUGCAGCCUCCACGCCUUCCUCAACAACCUCCAUCCCUACUGCACCGGCAUCGCCUACAUCAACAGCUGCCUCAACCCCUUCCUCUACGCCUUCUUCGACCCCCGCUUCCGCCAUGCCUGUGCUGCCCUCCUCUGCUGCCGGACCCCUGGCCCCGGCCCUGAGCGCUCCGGCAGCUACUCCUCGGGGCACAGCCACCCCCCUGGUGGCAAAGGGGGGCCGGGACAGGGAGGCAAGCUGGACCAAGCCACCCAGGAGACGCUCUUCCGUGCCUGACCCACACCAAUCCACUCCCAGUGCCCCCCGAGCUGGUCUCCUUGGGGGGACCCACCUCCCCCUGCUUACCCUGGAGCCUGGCUUGCUUUGGGGACCCCCCCGCACUGCUCUUGGGAUGGGGAAACUGAGGCAGGGCCUGGGCAGAGCCCCUGGGGGGCUCAGGCAGGGACAGCUCUCCGCAGUACCCACAGGGCUUUGUAGUUUGUGACAAAUAAAUGACUUUUGGUUAAAAAAAA